Messenger RNA from Coffea arabica (coffee), 1798 nucleotides. The record is from RefSeq and is a predicted model, not a curated record. NCBI's taxonomy places the organism in Eukaryota, Viridiplantae, Streptophyta, Magnoliopsida, Gentianales, Rubiaceae.
AAUGGCUGAAGCCCUAAGCCCGAACCCGAAGCAAAGAGGCCCGUUUUCGCCGUCGAGCCCUUUCUUCUUGGGCUCUAAUGAUGACAAACUCGAAAGAGCUCAAGCACGCGCUGCCCGUGCUGCAGCCAUCCGACGCAAGCCUGCCGCCGCCGGUCCUCCCGCUGUAGCCACUGCAAAUGAGUCCUUCCUCGAUAAGCAGCAGAUUCUAGAAUUGUUCCACAAUUGCAUCAAACUUGCCAGUGAAAAUAAAAUUAAUCAAAAGAAUACGUGGGAGCUGAAUUUGAUAGAUCAUCUAUGCGAGAUUAUUAAAGUUGAAGAAGAAAAUGAUGCCGAGACUAAUUUUCAGAAGGCAAGUUGUACCCUUGAAGCUGGAGUAAAGAUUUACUCAAUGAGGGUGGAUUCUGUGCAUUCAGAGGCAUAUAAGGUACUUGGAGGGAUUAAUCGAGUUGGUCAAGAAAAUGAGAAAGACAACACUUUGGAAGAUGUCAUUGACAGUAGUCAUGAGGAAGGUCAUUCAAAGAAAGACCAAGAGAGAAAGCUGUCACCUUUGUCGACGCUUGAGUCAUCAUUUGAGGCACUAAAUGUUAAAAAGUUUGAUGUGGCCUUUGCUGUGGAUCCUCUGUAUCAUCAGACAUCAGCACAAUUUGACGAAGGUGGAGCAAAGGGUCUUCUAUUGAACAAUCUUGGAGUAUAUGGUAACUGCCAGGUCCUUUUUGAUUCACUUGAGUUACCUGGAAAGUGCACAUUGCCUGCAAUUGAACGUGGCAGAUCUGAAACAAUUGAUAUAACUUUCAUGAGAGAUACCAUAGAACAGAUGGUGUUUAACAUCCCAGAGAAGGAGGAGAUUUCACCCACUCUUAAGGAUAUAGUUAACCUUUUUGAUGAGGAUAAUCGAAGACCACCAUGUGAACCAUGUUCUUCUGUAGAAAAAUCACCAGGACAAGUUAAGGGAGCUGAGGAUUGCUUUGAGUUUGAUAAUGGUGCAUGUGAAAAUUGUGGGGGCUUGGAUCAGGAUGAAGAAACAAGUUUGGUGGAUGAAGGAACCUAUGAUGGGGGUCAGAUUUUGCCAAGCCUACAUGGGGAUGGUGAACCAUGUGUUUUCAGUGAAUGUGAUGUAGAUGACAGAUUUGAGAAAGUAGAUGACUAUUUAUUUUUAAGUUUGGGACUUUUAUCAAGGCAAAAUGCCUGGGCUGGUCCAGAUCAUUGGAAGUAUCGGAAGGCAAAAGAAAUUCCAGAGAAUGAAGAUGAUGCAUCACCAGUAAAGGCCAAAAAAUCAAAGAGUAGAAAAAUUGAAUCUGAUAUUGAUUUUACUAAAGCCUUGGAUGCUGAUAUGUCCAAUGUCUUUGCUCCCCCAAAGAACCCGAAGUCACUUCUACUGCCUGCAAAUAGAGCACCUUGUAAUACAAGACUUCCAGAAGAUUGCCAUUAUCAACCAGAGGAUCUUGUGAAGUUGUUUCUUUUACCCAAUGUUAUGUGCCUUGGGAGGAGAAGAAGGAAAGUUCCUGAUGAAUCAAGUCCACAAGAAGAUGAUUAUGGAGCAAUGCCAUCAUGGGAUGAUCAAAAUGGGUUUGAUUGCUUUUCGGAUCAUGAAAGUGCUUAUGGCAAUGUCGAAGACUUAAGCAACCUUGUCUCUCAGCCCCGGCAGGUUAACAAGAUUGAAGUGCAGUAUGACAAAACAUCAAAACAGGUUGACGUUCAGGCACUUAAGGAAACCCUGUGGGACCAUAUAAGAGAAAAAAAUCUGGCAGAAGUGCAGGAAAACUCGGAGACCACAAAAUAUCUUUCAAGCAAAUUUUAG